Messenger RNA from Vigna angularis (adzuki bean), 1620 nucleotides. Its product is annotated as acyl-CoA hydrolase 2. Bases 109 to 1398 code for a protein of 429 amino acids. Gene Ontology annotation, biological process: fatty acid catabolic process; acyl-CoA metabolic process. The transcript has 17 exons. Gene Ontology annotation, molecular function: fatty acyl-CoA hydrolase activity. The record is from RefSeq and is a predicted model, not a curated record. NCBI's taxonomy places the organism in Eukaryota, Viridiplantae, Streptophyta, Magnoliopsida, Fabales, Fabaceae.
AACCAAAACAGUAGAAAGAAGUGUUUUCCUUUAUAUAAAAUAUUACAUAUACAAGUUCAUGUUACUACAUCAAUCACAGUCCUCCAAACAUCCAAUUCAAUCACUGUAAUGGCGAAGGAAGAAGUGUUUGAGUUUCUCGGGAACGUUCCUCUGCUACAGAGGCUUCCUGGCUCGUCUGUUCGGAAGAUAUCUGAGCUUGUAAUUCCCAAAUACUAUGAGCCGAGAGAGUAUGUUGUUCGUGAGGGGGAACGUGGGGAUGGUCUGUACUUCAUCUGGGAAGGAGAGGCUGAGGUUGUUAACUCUGUUAGUGCUGAUGAUGAUGAUCAUCCAGAGUUUCAAUUGAAAAGAUAUGACUACUUUGGUUUUGGGUUAUCAAAUGAAGUUCACCAUGCUGAUGUCAUAGCUUUGACAAAGCUAUCGUGCUUGGUACUGCCCCAUGAGCAUUUAGCAUUGUUGCAAUCGAAGUCUAUCUGGAGUGCAGAAAAAUCUGGUGAUACAUGCUCACCUGUGGAGCAUAUAUUGCAUUUGGAACCUAUAGAGGUAGAUAUCUUCCGAGGAAUCACUCCCCCAGAUGCUCCAAAAUUUGGAAAAGUAUUUGGUGGACAAAUAGUUGGACAGGCACUGGCUGCAGCAUCAAAAUCUGUUGAUUGUCUUAAAGUUGUUCAUAGCUUGCAUGUCUAUUUUCUUCUUGUGGGGGAUUUUAAUAUACCCAUUAUAUAUCAAGUUAGCCGUCUCCGUGAUGGGAAGAGUUUUGCUACUAGGAAAGUGGAUGCAAUUCAAAAGGGAAACGUCAUAUUCACUUUGCUGGCUUCAUUUCAUAAGGAGGAAUUAGGGUUUCACCACCAGGAAGUGUCUAUCCCAUCAGUCCCUACACCAGAUAAGCUUUUGUCUUUGGAAGAGCUUCGGGAGCAACGUCUUACCGACCCUCGCCUUCCAAGAACUUACCGGAACAAGGUUGCUACAGUUGAAUUCAUUCCCUGGCCCAUAGAGAUACGGUUCUGUGAACCUAGAACUUCAACAAAUCAGACCAAAUCUCCCCCUAGUUUGAGAUACUGGUUCAGAGCAAGGGGAAAACUUUCAGAUGAUCAGGCCUUGCAUAGGUGUGUGGUAGCAUAUACUUCAGAUCUAAUCUUUCUUCAAGUGAGUUUGAAUCCCAACCGUAGGAAGGGCAUGAAGACACGCGCUGUGAGUCUGGACCACUCCAUGUGGUUUCACAGACCUUUAAGAGCCGAUGACUGGAUUCUAUUUGUGAUCUUCAGUCCUACUUCCUGUAAUGCCCGGGGCUAUGUUACUGGCCAAAUGUUCAAUCAAAAGGGAGAGCUUCUUGUAUCAGCGGUUCAAGAAGGCCUAAUGAGGAAAGUUAUUUCUGAAAAUUCAGCCAUCAAAUCUAAAUUGUAAAUAGCCAAAAGGGCAAAGGACUUGUGAUUUUCUUUUUAGUUCUGUCUUGUUUUUAAUGCAUGGUCAGGACAAUUAUUUUGUUUUCGUUCUGUGAUGAAUUCUAGAGUGAACCAUCUAAUCGGUGGUCCAUCUAUACAACAGCACCAUCCCAUAAAGUUAUUAUGUGACUGAGAACUGGUUGAUGUGUUAGAUUAUUUGUUUACAAUUAACUGAAUUUACAAA